Messenger RNA from Musca vetustissima, 1473 nucleotides. Its product is annotated as protein hold'em-like. Gene Ontology annotation, biological process: resolution of meiotic recombination intermediates. The transcript has 3 exons. The coding region runs from base 10 to 1473 and encodes 487 amino acids. The record is from RefSeq and is a predicted model, not a curated record. Gene Ontology annotation, molecular function: single-stranded DNA 3'-5' DNA exonuclease activity; single-stranded DNA binding. NCBI's taxonomy places the organism in Eukaryota, Metazoa, Arthropoda, Insecta, Diptera, Muscidae.
GAUAAAAUAAUGAAUUCCAAGGACAAAACAACUCCACUGACUACGAAAAAACUCUAUCAGUUACAUCCUGAAAUGGAAAACAUUCUAAUUGUCGCUAUGGUCGUGGGUAAAACUGAACCAAAUAUAUUUCUAUCGAGGAAUGAUACUCAGCAUAAGGGAGUCAUGACAUUCACCUUGCGCGAUACCUCUCAACACAUUGUCAAUUGUAAAUUCUGGGGUACACGGGAAAAAGUGGCACAGCUGAAUGAACAUAUACAAAUGGGUGACAUUGUGGAUAUUGUUUGCCCGAAAAUAUCGAUGUUAAGUCAAAAGGCAGAGGCCUUAGAAUCGAAACAGGCUCAAUAUCAACCGGUUAGUUCAUUGCCAAUAACAUUGGUGGUCAACGAGGGCCAGGGAUUGAUUGAGAAACAUAGUUAUCAUGAUUUGGAUAAAUAUACGGAGAUAAGAUUGCUGUCGCAUCAAUCCCAUAAACCCUUGUAUUCCGUUAUGAAUUUGGCUGAUGUCCAGGCGACAUUUAGUGAUUCCAAAGCACAGGCAUUUCAUACGGAUUUUUUGGUUGUUGUGGGAUUGCUACGUCGGCCGCGUGAUGUAAAUGCCAGCAAGGAGGGCAGACAACGUCGUUGUCUGGAAAUUGUGGUAUUUGAUCAAAGUCUAACCAGUGGUAUGACCUUUACCAUAUGGCAUUCGGAUUGGAUCGAUCGUGCCGAAGCCUCAUGGCAGCCAAUGAAAACGGUGCUACAUCUAAUUGAUGUAAAGGUUUCGUAUUCCAAUUUUUAUAAGGGUUGCAUUUUGAGCUUCACCUCGAAGAGUAUUAUCUAUGAAAACCCGGUGGGCACGGAGACGCAGCACUUGAAAACAUUUGCUGCAACCUUGCCGAAGACGCCUUUCGAUAUGGCCAUGCAGGCAAGUAAUACCGAUGCAUUGCCAAAGGCUGAUGAUAUCCAAACCGUAAUGACGGUGAGGCAAAUUUAUGCCCGAGCCGAGGGUCAUUUGAGGGAUACCAGUGAACAAUUUACCGCCAAGGUAUAUGCAAUGGUGACUCACUUUGAUAUCGAUUGGCCGGAACAUGUUUUGAGUAAGAAGUGCAAAUCCUGCAACCGUUAUAUCGCUGCCCGCAAAGAUCUCUGCGACAAUGAUCAGUGCCAGCUGGCAUUUUCAUUUGGCUAUAGUGGGGAUAAAUACGAUUACUUUUUUAAUAUAAAUCUCCAACUGACCGAUCAUACAGGAACCUUGGUCGAAGCUCGUCUAACCGAUACCACUGCCAUGCAGAUUUUAUCCUUCAAUUGUGAUCAGUAUCUCAAACUGAAUCAACAAGAAUUGGAACAAUUGAAAUGGCGUUUCCUUCUCAAUCAUGUCGAAGCAAAGUUACUAAUCAAAAAAUCGAAUAUGCUGAGGCGUAAAAUGUUGGCCCUGAUAAUCGAUUUGAAACCAAUCGAAUUGGAACAAUUAACCGAAAAUAUAGCUGUAUUUUGA